CUUGUCCCAUUUGGAAAAAGUUGGCGGCGCACUGAUUACGCGUUCGUUCUCCUCAAGGGCAAAGGAAAUGAGAAAGACGAUCACAGCAAAUGAAGAUACCUUUGCGGACGUCAGACAGUGCACGCCGCGUGGACGUGUGGCUGCACCGCCGUGACAGUGGAGGAUUAUUAUUCCAGCCUCUGGAUUUUUUUUUUCUUUUUUUUUUUACUGAGGAGCUGAAAAUCGGGGCGAUGCGUCCGGAGGAGACGCGUCACAUUUUCAGUGGGCGCUCCGCUGUGGACGGACUGUGACCGAACCGAACCGAACGUGCGACAUCGUGGCUCUUUGUGUCAGGCCAAGCGUCGGAUUUGAACCCUUCCACAUGUGGAUGAUGGUCUAUAUGUUUUUUUCUUUCUCCCACACGCGCACGUAGAGGAGGAUUUCAUGCUCGGGAGUGAUCCAGCAGUCACGCGCCGUCAAGAUCCCAGACCGGUUUAUGGAUCCAGACUCAAUAGGGACUAACGAUCCCGAUUUAUAGUCCACAUGAGAGAGGAGGCGUAAAUCAAAGUUUAAUCUUAGAGUUAUCGCUCUGUCGUGCCGCGAUCGUAUUUUUACUGGUGAUUUUCAUUCAUUUGGAGACGUGAACAUCCCGGUUCAUUAAUUAUUCCACCAACUAACUUUGCUGUCACCUUUUUUUAUGCAUUCAAAGUUUGUGUUCUGACACUGAGGAUGUCACCCUGGCUGUGUUUCCGUGGAAGAGAGACUGGAGAAUGAAAGUGGGAAUUUUUUUUUAAUUGAUCAGCCACAGGCGCCAGGUCCAAGUCACCCCCUUUUGAUUUGGAUUUGUCAGAAGAAAAAAAAUAUAUAUAUAUUUUUGCAUUCACUCUUGGAUUCCUGCACAAUGGGGAUUAUGCUUCAAGUAAUUCUAGGAAUGUUUCAAUUCCUGCUGCUCACCAGAAUCCCCUCAUCUCAUGCUAAGCUUGCUCAUUGGCGGCCAGCGGACUCCCCCAAAUCUAGGGAAAGUCGAGAAGUGCGGCGGUGGCUGGAGGUGUAUUCAAGGAGCGGCUGCGAGCCUCGGGACACUCUGGUUGAGGUUUGGCGGGAGUUGCCGGGGGAGACGCACCACCUCUUUGUCCCAGCCUGCGUGUCGGUGAGGCGAUGUGGUGGCUGUUGUGCUGACGAGGCCUUGGAGUGUGUUCCCUCGCUCACACACACACUCACCAUGGAGCUGAUGAGGACCUCCUUUAUGAAACAUGAGCUCAUUGAACUGCCAUUUGUUGAGCACAGCCAGUGUGAGUGCAGAUUAAAAGAAGAACUGCAGCCAUCGUCUGCGACAAGGUCUGAUCCAAAACAACUACAAAAGGACAAAAAAAGGAAUAGACACAAACCCAGACGAAAGACACCUAAAGACAUCAAAGCUAUGGCUCCUACUCCCCCACCACCUUCUCCGCCCACCAACACCUCUCCAUCUUCAGCGCCUCGCUGUCCCUCCUGCAGAGGGAAGAAGUGGGCACUGGACACGACAUCAUGUCAGUGCCACUGCACAAUCAGUGCUGAGAGCUGCAUCCGGAAAGGACGCAGGCUCAAUUCUCGCCGCUGCAGGUGUGACGUAGUGAGGACUUGAUGUGUUCACCUGCUUCCUCUUCACUUCUGCGCCUCGAACUGUACUGCUGACUCAUCACCCAUCUGGGAUCAGUGCCAUAGAACAUACUGACAUUUGGACAUCCAGUACAUGAGAUUGAAGGAAGUAUUAUGGGAUGCACAGAUGUGACCCUGUGAUAUCCCUCAAAUUCAGCAAGAAGUGCAGAGUUUACUGCGUAAGGUGAAAGGUUCUCAUCUUACCAUCUCAUAUUCUGUGAAAAUGCUUCUUUCAUGCCACACGUUGAGUAACAAAACUUGCGUAGAACGUGAACAUGGCAGCUGCUUGGCAACUUUGAGGCUUUUACCCAGAAUAGCUUAUCUUGUGUGACAGAAGCCUACAGGUGAAAAAUGCUGCUUUUCCCUUCACUUUGGAGGCUGGGCACCCUCAGGAUUCUGCAGUCAUUUAGUUGCUGUAAAUGAGCAGUAGAACUUGUACACAAGUGGAAACAAGUGUGUCAGAAACAGCAGGGUGGAUGCAUGACACGAAGGUGGAAGGGAACCACCACACAAGGAGACACGUUUCAUUGUGAGUCAAGGCCAACCUUUGCAGUGAAGAUGUGUAUUUGAAAACCAGCAGAUGCUCCUGAUGACAGCCACAGCAACAGGAUAAAGGACAUGCACAGGAACUGGCACCCCUGCAUAAACACGAACCACAUAGUGCCCCUACAACGCUGGGAUGAAGUAUAUCUGUGUGGUCUCCCCUGUGAAAGACACAGAUUUGUUAUUCCUGCACCCGUUCACUCUCUCUCAAAGCCACAGGCUGGCUCUUCAUGCCGCUUUCCAGCAUUUGUUUAAUUUGGGCCUUUUGUCUCCAUCUUUCCUGUGCUGCUGAAGUGAAAGCAGCCGCUUUGCCUCUUUUGGGCAGUGAGGAGAAUGACAAUAAUGAGGCCUGGCGGCUGUCCACUCUUUCACACACGAACAUCCACACUUGCACCAGAUGCACAGGCAACACUGCGAGCGCAUGGUAACUGAUGCAAUCACAGGCACCUUCGCUCACACUCAUCCACAUCCAUGCAAAUGAUCACACAUGAAGAUUAAGCAGGUAGCCUAAAAGCAUUUAUCCAUCACGUGUGUAAUUAGCAAUUUAUUGCAGCAUCUUCAUUAUAUAUUUUAUUGUAAGCAUCUAUUUUAUAUGAUUCAGUCACACUGAUAGAAAGGAUAUUCUAUAUGGCACAAUGUGUCUUUGUUUUGCAUUGUUCUUUUUAUAAUCCGUCUACAAAAGGACUGGCUGGGUGGUCAGCUACAUGUGCACACUCAGCAUCCAAACCAAUACGCAAAUGUUCUGAAUUCAAAAGAGUCAGCCCACAUGAGUAACAGAUGGGAGACUAUAUACAUUAUAAUGUGUAUUUCAAACAAUCAGCGGUGCAGUGCUGUCCGUGGCACCCAGAAAUACCAAGCAAAUAGCUGCUCCCGGUGCAAUCAAAGGAAAACGUGGCUGUUUUUGUUGCAUGGUAAAGCCGGGAGGAAAAGAGCAUUAUUCGUUUCGCACGUCUCGUUUAUAUUCCAGCUGAAUCUCAUGGUUUAAAUCCGUGUUAGUUCACGACUGCUCAGCUUCUGGGUGGGAAAGGGGAUUUGAACUCUGACUGUGUCAGCCGGGAUGACGUCUUCAACAGCUUGUCAGUUGGCAUGAAAGGCUAAAGGCGGAGCUCUGCUGACGUGAAGAUGUAGAGAAGCCAUAAUGGCAGGUCAUGAAGUUGAGACCCUUCCACAACCUGUAUUCAGAGUUUGGACGUUUCAUCAGUGAAGUCAGUAGCUUCUUGGG
Thalassophryne amazonica is the source of this 3382-nucleotide messenger RNA. It is a transcript of the gene vegfba, whose product is annotated as vascular endothelial growth factor Ba. The transcript has 8 exons. The record is from RefSeq and is a predicted model, not a curated record. Gene Ontology annotation, molecular function: vascular endothelial growth factor receptor binding; heparin binding; growth factor activity. The coding region runs from base 881 to 1603 and encodes 240 amino acids. Gene Ontology annotation, biological process: response to hypoxia; sprouting angiogenesis; positive regulation of protein phosphorylation. Lineage: Eukaryota; Metazoa; Chordata; Actinopteri; Batrachoidiformes; Batrachoididae. Gene Ontology annotation, cellular component: membrane.